AUGGGUGACCAAAACAUUUUUGUGAAGAGGCCAAGCGCUGCAGAAACAGAGGAUGACAUCCUUGCCAUGCAAAACGAGUGGGAAGCCAAGAAAGGGAAUUUUAUCAAGCCAAGUGUGGAAAUUCAUCGCUUGAAAAAGAAGACAACCCAACCUCCAUCUGAGAAUUCAAAGCCAGCACCAAAGAAGCCGAAAACUGUCGAAUCCGUUAAGGCAAUGCCCGCUCGAAAUUUCGAGGAAGGAGGACGUUUCUUCAUUGAUCUCGAAAGAAUUGAUGAGGAGUUAUCCAGUCAAAUCCUGUACAAUGUCGAGGAACGGAAUGCAGAUUGGCUCGAGUCGGAUCACAGUGAUGAAAUCGCUCGCCAAGGCUUUGAGAAGCUACGGUACUCAGCUGACGACGGCUUUCCGGAUGUUCUUGACCUGAGCGCGUAUUAUAAAAAAGAUGUAGAUGUGAAGCGAAGUGCAGGUGGAAAAAGUUUCUUUGCCGCGGAAUUUGAUCGCCUGCAUGGAAAGCUUGAAGAAGCAGUCCUUGCAGAAGAUGACCAAGCCAUGAACGAGGAAAGCGAGGAAAACUUUGAGAGCGAAAAUGAAAAGUAA
Messenger RNA from Cylicostephanus goldi, 594 nucleotides. The record is from the annotation of a GenBank genome assembly. NCBI's taxonomy places the organism in Eukaryota, Metazoa, Nematoda, Chromadorea, Rhabditida, Strongylidae.